Molecule: messenger RNA, 4376 nt
Organism: Girardinichthys multiradiatus
Lineage: Eukaryota; Metazoa; Chordata; Actinopteri; Cyprinodontiformes; Goodeidae
Gene: npy8ar
Product: neuropeptide Y receptor Y8a
Exons: 7
Coding region: 752-1942 (396 amino acids)
Biological process (GO): G protein-coupled receptor signaling pathway
Cellular component (GO): neuron projection; plasma membrane
Molecular function (GO): neuropeptide Y receptor activity; neuropeptide binding
Source: RefSeq, a predicted model, not a curated record
CACUACUUUCAUAGUUGGAUGGAAUUGAGGCGAACCGGAUCCACGGUCCCUGCCGAAUGCGCGCUCCCGACGCAGGGAUACAAAUUCUGUCGGGGACAACUACCUUGGCACGUCACCUGUACGUAUGGCAAGGAGUUUAUUAAUGCAUGGCUGGGUGAGAUGUGGAUAACGGUUGUUACCUCAGUAUUUCUAAGAUCCUGAUACCGGUGCUGGAACCUAACCUAUCCAGUUCAGACCCGCUCUCAGAGGAUCUAACCUGAUUGGACUCCUCAUCCUCAUCCACAGCCCCCCUGUCCCUUCAGCCCUCUCCCGAACAAACUGCACGAACCCCUGGACCCCUGGCUGGACGGCGGCUUCGUACAGCAGCUCCCCUGCACAUGCACGCGCAUACACGUGCGCAGUUUAUAUUUGAUCUAUUGGAUCUGCAAUCUGCAAACACAAUAAGCAGACCCAGACCCAACCUGGCGGCUCGAACCGACGCUCCAGCCGCCAGACGCUCCAUCUCUGAUUCACACAGCAACCCGAAAGCGGCUGACUGAGAAGCUCGCAGCCUGUGCUUGUGGAGGGAAACUUCUGACUCUCAAAAACUGCUGACGUUGAGAGGAUCCACCAGGAUGCCAAAAGAGAAGAAGAAAACAGCACUUCUAUAUCUGAAAUUCUGCUUCUGUCGGAGUUCAACAGCAGCCUCAGGGCUCUAAGUUAAAGCCCCAACCGAGCCAUCCUCUUCCUUCCCUGCGUUCCUCUACCUGCCAUGUCGAACGACACCACCCUUUGGGAGGCCACUGAUUGGGUGGACACUUCCCAGUGCCUGCCCUCAGUAGGUGGGGCUACUUUCCUGAUUGUAGCAUACAGUGCAGUCAUCGCAAUUGGGCUGCUGGGCAACGCAGGCCUUGUAUUUAUCAUCACCCGGCAACAGGAGUUGCACAACGUCACCAACAUCCUGAUCGCCAACCUGUCGUGCUCGGACAUCCUCAUGUGUGUGGUGUGUCUGCCGGUCACUGUAAUCUACACUCUGAUGGAUCGUUGGGUGCUGGGAGAGGCCUUGUGUAAGGUGACUCCCUUUGUUCAGUGCAUGUCUGUGACAGUGUCCAUCUUCUCCCUUGUGCUCAUCGCCCUGGAGCGUCACCAACUGAUCCUCCACCCCACCGGCUGGUCCCCUGCGGCUGGCCACUCAUAUCUUGCAGUCGGACUCACAUGGCUGGUUGGCUGCUUCAUCUCACUGCCCUUCCUCUCCUUCAACAUCCUCACUAACGACCCCUUCCAGAACAUCAGCCUGCCCUCCAACCCAUUCAGGGACCACUUGAUCUGUAUGGAGUUGUGGCCAUCAGAUAAACAUCGCCUUGCCUACACAACCUCGUUGCUGAUCUUCCAGUACUGCCUGCCGCUCCUUUUGGUGCUCCUUUGCUACCUGAGGAUCUUCAUCCGUCUGAGACGACGCAGGUCACACAGCUAUACUUUCCCUCAUGCACUUCAAAAAUCUUCUCAUCACAGGGACAUGCUGGAGCGCAGCAGAAGGACUCGAGGAGCCCAGAGGAUUAACAUCAUGCUGUUAGCCAUUGUCAUCGCCUUUGCUCUGUGCUGGCUCCCUCUGAAUGUCUUCAACACUCUGUUUGACUGGCAUCACCAGGCCCUACCAGACUGUCAGCAUGAUGCUGUCUUCUCUGCUUGCCACCUUACAGCCAUGGCCUCCACUUGCAUCAACCCCGUGGUGUACGGCUUCCUCAACAGCAACUUCCAACGGGAGCUAAGGACAACACUGCAGCGCUGCCAGUGUGGCACUCGGGCAGGCGAGAGCUAUGAGAGCUUCCCUUUGUCCACCGUGGGCAGUGAGGGCAUAACAAAAGCCACAUCCCUCAACAGGAUGGGAUCAGUGUGUGUCCCCUCACCCAGGCCUGAGAUCAGCUCAGCGCUACUAUCCAAAACAUUACCAGCUAACUCCUAAUAAUGCUGAUCACACAAUUCCUUGCCAAGAUUCCAGCUGGGGAAUGGUUUUUCAUGACCUGACUGAUAAAGAUCGCAAACAAGCCAUCACAAAGAACUGCUGAAAAAACUGUGAAGAAGUCCUACGCUGUAGUCACUUGGAUCUGGCUCUAAUACUAAUACCCGCUAAUGUUUAACAGCUUCUUUUACAUGUUCUGAAUGUUCAUCAUCAAACAAAGUUGAAGAAGUUUGUGGAUUUAACUUGGAGUCAAAAACACAAAAAAGGAGCAAGCCAAACCACCUGGACUUUCCCAGAACUCCCCAGAAAAUAUUUAGUUCUCCAGUUACAAACAUUAUGACGGGCAAGAUUUAAUACCAAAGUUGUUUCAAGGUUCGUGCACCUACACACAGUAGAACACCAUUUGUAUGUCACAAUGUAUUAGCUAAAUUUCAAGCUACUGUGAAAAACAGUAGAUACGAUGAUUGUAUUAUUCAUUUCAUUUGUGUUAGGACUGAGAUGUAUACUAAUUAGAGAUACACUCCUGAAGCUUUGGUAAUCAAUCAUUAUGUGCAUUUUCUUUAAAAUACCUGGUUCUUUAAUGAAAAUUCACCGGUACAAGCCUUUGGUUACGCACAUUACAACAAAUUUGUUACUUUUCCAGUUGAUUUCUGAGUUAACAUUUAAAUGAAGCCAACUUGGAGUUCCGCCAAGUAAAAGCCUAGUUUUGCAAACUGUCAAAGUGGGAGCAGACAAGUUAAUUUCCAGAAACUGAGGUGUUCACCUUUUUCACCUCAAGUCUCCCAAUGUUUUUUAUGUUUUCAAAAGUUAAUUCAGUUUGUCAACACUAAGCAACAAGCUGCACUUCGAAGUGCAAGAUUGUUAAUUGCUUUAGCAGUGUUGGUGGUUUCAUCUGCAAACUCUGCUCUUUUCCUGUUUGGGGUUAAAGUUCAUUAAGAAUAGACAGAGGGAGCGGUUAGGACGCAACCCUGCAAGAAGAGGGCGUUGAAGAGAAAAUGUGACUGCCAAUCAUUCCAGAGGACUGUUUGUGAGGAGGUCCAGUACCAUGUUAUACAAACUCAGAAAUUUGUAUGCCAGCUUAUUUGAAGGCAUUACAUGUACUGAAUGCCCAUCAGAUAUUAGGUCAUAACUCUAUUUUGAAUGUCGUGAAGACAGCUUAAUUGCAACUUGGAAAAAGAAGUGAAGCAAAAGUGAAACCACAACUUUGCACACACUGAUUGUGAUAUUGCACUUUAAAAUCUUUUUCUGCAUGUGGAAAUCCUAGUUGAGAUUUUUCAGAAACAACUGGUCGAUGAAAUAAAUAACAAGCAAAUAAAACACCUGUAACUGUUAUUUGACCACAAUCACCUUAUUAACCUUAUUAACAAUUUCAGUUAAAGAUUAAGCUUCCUACAAAGUUUUACAAUGAAACAGAACAAGUUAACUGUUUAUCAUUAGCUACAACUGAUGCUGUCUGAACACCUCCACUUGGAGUAAUGAGGUAAAGAAAGGACAUACCCGUACACUUCCAUUAAAGUGCCAUGAAUUUCUUUUAACUCUUACCCUGUUCAAAUCCUGAACUACCAUCCAGACUGGGUCAUCUGAUCCUGCUUGAACAUUGCUGAAUAUUGGUGGGAACAUACAAAAUGUUCUAAAGAACCAUCUGGGUGUCAUACUAGUUAAAAUCAUCAGAGUAAUUUUGCUGAAACUGAGCUUUGUGAAGUCACAAUAUAUUCAUCUUCCCAUGACUCUCAUAUUGCAUCUAUUGAACUGCAUAAAUAAGGUAAUCAGAGUUUUGUAUUCAACAUAACUCCAGAAAAAUGUAAUGUAGGUAAAUCUAAACAAUGUUAAUUUUAAAUAUGCAGGGGAUUGAAUGUAUUUAUGAUUUGACUAUAACAUUAUUAGAACUGCUAAUGGUAUUGACAGCCCAUUGGUGUGAAGUUGCUUUGUGUUUACUUACAGGUAAACUGCGUAACUUUGAUCUGAUUACCAGUACCUGGUGAGUACAGUCAUAGUAAGCCUUUUCUACUUGUCCCUGGUUUACCCAGGAUGUAUUUUAAUGCCAAGUCUGAGCCGGGGCAAAUUGUAAAUUAAAUCUUCAUAAUAAUGUAACCCAUUGACAAGCUUAGUGAGAACUUUGAAACACUUGAGAUUAUUAGUGUUUAUUUGGAUGCAGUGGUAGAACUUUAGUCACCAUCAAUGUACUGUAUAACUUUACACUGUAGAUGCUAUUUAUUGUCUUCUACUAAGUUAUGUAUUUGCUGUUUGGAUCAGACUUGAAUCACUUGAGUUUCUGAGUAUUAAAUAGAAAAUGUUUGUGAUUAUAGAUGUUUCUCCUUUUGACACUCUUCAGCCUUACUUUGUCUGAAUGAAGUAAAACCUUGUUGUGUUGUUUUAAAUGUUCCUCGGCUACCAUGCAGAGGUUUAAGCAACUAUAACUAAUAAAUUAAACAUCUAU